Molecule: messenger RNA, 351 nt
Organism: Olea europaea var. sylvestris
Lineage: Eukaryota; Viridiplantae; Streptophyta; Magnoliopsida; Lamiales; Oleaceae
Exons: 3
Coding region: 91-351 (86 amino acids)
Source: RefSeq, a predicted model, not a curated record
CUGUUAUAUUUAUAACCUGUCACAUUAAGAAGCGUAUACACUUAGCUUCUCAAAGUAUCAACAAUACAAAAAGCACUAAAAAGAGAUUAUAUGGGUCGUUGGAUGAAACCCGAGGUUUACCCUCUUGUGGCUGCCAUGACUUUCGUCACUGGGAUGUGCCUAUUUCAGCUAACGAGAAAUGUCUUUUUGAAUCCCGAUGUGAGAAUCAACAAAGCUCACCGUACAACGGUCGUCCUAGAGAACCAAGAGGAAGGUGAAAAAUAUGCACAACACAGCCUCCGAAAGUUUCUUCGCACACGCCCUCCGGAGGUGAUGCCAACCAUCAAUCGUUUCUUCUCUGAACACAAGUGA